UCUCAGUUGGUGGAGCAACAGAAAUGUCUGGAGCAGCAAACUGAGAUGCGAGUGCAGCUGCUACAGGACCUACAGGAUUUCUUCCGUAAGAAAGCUGAGAUUGAGAGCGAGUACUCACGCAACCUGGAAAAACUGGCCGAGAGGUUCAUGGCUAAGACGCGUAGCACCAAGGACCACCAGCAAUACAAGAAGGAUCAGAACCUGCUGUCUCCGGUCAACUGCUGGUACCUGUUGCUCAAUCAGGUGAGGAGGGAGAGUAAGGACCACGCCACGCUGAGUGACCUCUACCUCAACAAUGUCAUCACACGCCUCGCACACGUCAGCGAGGACAACACACGCCUGCUCAAGAAGAGUAAGGAGAUUACCUUCCAGCUUCAAGAAGACCUGAUGAAAAUCCUUAAUGAACUCUACACAGUAAUGAAGACCUACCACAUGUAUCAUGCUGAGACCCUGAGUUCAGAGACCAAGCUGAAGGAGGCCGAGCGGCAGGGGGAGAGGCAGGGCCGCGGGGGAGAGGCCGUCUUCAGUCUGCGCACCGAGGACCGACACCAGCGCCGCAACGCAGCACGCAAGAUCCAGAAGAUGAAGGAGAAGCGCCAAGCCAAGUACUCUGAGAACAAGCUGAAAGUAAUGAAAGCCCGAAACGAGUAUUUGUUGACUCUGGAGGCUGCCAAUGCUUCUCUGUUCAAAUACUACAUCCAGGACCUGUCUCACCUAAUAGACUGUUGUGACCUGGGCUACCAUGCCAGUCUUAGCCGGGCCCUACGGACCUACCUGUCUGCUGAGUACAGUUUGGAGACAUCCCGUCACGAGGGCCUGGACAUCCUGGAGGGUGCAGUGGAGGGGCUGGACCCCCGCAAUGACCGCCAACGCUUCAUGGAGACCCAUCCCACUGGCUUCACGCCCCCUGCCCGCUUCACCUUCCAGCCACACAUGGGUGACCAGGUGACGCAGAUCACAGCACUGCCUCAGGUGCAGGCGGAGCUGGUGCUCAGAUUCCAGCAGCUGCAGUCUCGCCUCGCUACACUCAAGAUUGAGAAUGAGGAGGUGAAGAAGACGUCAGAGGCCACUCUGAGCACCAUUCAGGACAUGGUCAAUAUGGACGACUAUGACGUGUCAGAGAGUUUCCAGCACAGUCGCUCCACUGAGUCAGUCAAAUCCAGUGUGUCAGACACCUACCUCAGCAAGCCCAGCUUGGCCAAGAGACGAGCCAAUCAGCAGGAGACAGAACUCUUCUACUUCACAAAACUUCGGGAGUAUCUGGAGGGCAGCAACCUUAUCUCCAAACUGCAGGCUAAACAUGAUCUACUGAAGAGGAGUAUAGCAGAAGGUUUCAGAUCUGAUUUCAUGACCACUAGUCGUCGUCGAAACUCUCAUAGCAGGCACAAGGACAAUAAGGCUAUCCCUAUCAUCGUAGAGAGCUGUAUCCGCUUCAUCAACCUGUAUGGUCUGCAGCACCAGGGAAUUUUCCGGGUGUCGGGUUCUCAAGUGGAGGUCAACGACAUCAAAAACUCUUUCGAACGAGGCAAUGAUCCUCUGACCGAUGAGGAGAACAACCAUGAUAUUAACUCAGUGGCAGGCGUGCUCAAACUCUAUUUCCGCAACCUGGAGAACCCACUCUUUCCUAAGGAGAAGUUCAACGACCUCUUAGCCUGCAUCCGCACUGAGAGUCUGUAUGACAGGGCGCUUUCUAUCCGUAAGAUCCUGAUGACUUUACCACGGCCCACACUAGUCAUCAUGAGAUACCUGUUUGCAUUCCUCAACCACCUGUCUCAGUACAGUGAUGAGAACAUGAUGGACCCUGGAAACCUGGCUAUAUGCUUUGGCCCAACACUGAUGCCCACACCGGACCUCCUAGACCAGGUCUCCUGCCAGGCCCACGUGAAUGAAGUCAUCAAGACCAUCAUCAUCCACCACGAGGCCAUCUUUCCAGACACCAAAGAGCUGGACGGCCCAGUCUAUGAGAAAUGCAUGAGCAGUACGGAGUACUGUGAGAGUCCAUACAGCGAGCCAGGUGCGCUAGAGGAGAGUGAACAAGAUGGAGGGACUGAGACACAAACGAGUGAAGAGGAAGCCGAGCAUGUGGAGGCAAUAGCUAAGUUUGACUACGUGGGUCGUUCAGCACGGGAGCUGUCCUUUAAAAAGGGCGCCACUCUACUGCUGUUCCAGCGAGCCUCAGAUGACUGGUGGGAGGGCAGACACAACGGCACCGACGGACUGAUACCACACCAAUACAUAGUGCUGCAGGAGGACGAGGCUCUGUCAGACACUCUGAGUCAGAAGGCAGACAGUGAGGUUAGCAGCACUCCCUCUGAUGAACUCAACUCCAGGAGAUCCCUCACCUCCCCAACAGAGGCCAGACUGCCGGAGACCUUUAUCAGCCGUCACCGAAAGAGAACAGAGGCUCUGCUACGCCGUGUCCCGGGUCGCCUUAAUGACGGGCACUGCCAUGGCAACGGGCUGGAGCGCAGUUCUCCCCCAGUGACAGUGACUGUGACCGGGCACUUCAGCCCGAGAGAGCUGUUACGCGGGCACAGCUGUGCCCAGGACAGUCCAGAGCACCAGCGCAAGAGAGGAGGGUGCAAUGCCAACGGCAUGGUCAACGCCAACAUUAGCCGUCACGAGUCUCUACGGAGAGAGAGAGAGAGUCCUCCCAUUCGUCACUCUCCCUCUGCACUGCACGGCACCCUGCCUGAACACAGAGCACGCCCUCUUAACCCUCACACCAUGACACAGGACAUAGAGGAGACAAUGAGCCUGGCUCUGAGUGAACUGAGGGAGCUGGAGAGGCAGAGUGGGAAGCCAGCAGCUCCUGACCUGGUGCUGGACACUCUCGAGCAGGUGAAGAAUGGGCCGUCAGCUCCACCCAGCAGCUCCACCCCUUCCACCCUGUCCAGCCCCUCUGAUUCACCAAGUCCCCUCAGUCCUCUUAGCCCCCUACCCCCUCUGCCCCCGCUGCCAGGCCCCUCCUCUCGACGCCCCAACGACCCUCCAACAAGCACCUUCAAACCUGCCUCUUCCCCCCAUAUGAGCGUGCAGCUCCGUCCUCCGGCCCUGCGCCCCAAACCCCCUGUUCUGCCAAAAUCGGGUCCACCCCCUCCCCAGCAACCUCCUGCCACCCCAAAUCCUCAACACUUCCCUGCGGAUAAAUCCGGUACCAUGUGA
Chanos chanos (milkfish) is the source of this 3165-nucleotide messenger RNA. RefSeq names its product SLIT-ROBO Rho GTPase activating protein 1b (gene srgap1b). Gene Ontology annotation, molecular function: protein binding. The record is from RefSeq and is a predicted model, not a curated record. The transcript has 21 exons. Gene Ontology annotation, biological process: signal transduction. Lineage: Eukaryota; Metazoa; Chordata; Actinopteri; Gonorynchiformes; Chanidae. The coding region runs from base 46 to 3165 and encodes 1039 amino acids.